Desarmillaria tabescens is the source of this 1299-nucleotide messenger RNA. RefSeq lists its product as uncharacterized. The record is from RefSeq and is a predicted model, not a curated record. Lineage: Eukaryota; Fungi; Basidiomycota; Agaricomycetes; Agaricales; Physalacriaceae. The coding region runs from base 159 to 1205 and encodes 348 amino acids. The transcript is spliced from 11 exons.
GAGUCACCGACGUUGCCGCCAUCAGGACCUCGUAGACAACGUCAAAGGGCGGUGCUGUUCCCACACGUCCUUCAUCAUCACCGUGGUGAUCAUGGAAGGCCAACUGAUCUACGGCUUGCAUGUAACGAGAACUUUGAGGCUAUAAGAUCCUACACGUCAUGCUCUUCCUUCCAAAGAACUAUGUAAUUAUGCUCUCGAUCCUGCUGGCCUUGCUAUUCUUGCCAGGCUCUACCAGGGCCUUCGAGAUAUUCGCUCCUUUAUUCGCCCACACAAAUGAGACCGCUACCGCUACGUGGAUCCGCAGCGAAUGGGAUAAAGGCGAUUUCGUCGUUGCUCUGCGCUCUAAUUUGAGCCAAAGCGACGAAAUUGUUGGGGAUGCUCCGAGUAACUCGUCGUCUGGGACGAUAAAUUUAAACUUUACCCACCGUGGAGUCUACUUUGUGGCGAUUGGGACAUUCGACACUAAAUUUAUUCCAAUACAAUUCAGCCUUCCAGUAGUGGUGGGAAUAGACGAGAAUCCUACUGUUCCAUCCCAACCGGAGACGUCUAACCCCCAAUCUUCCGCAAGUCCACGCCCUCUGAAUACUGCUCCUUCCACGUCAGCUUCGGCAACUUCAGAGUCGCUGCAUCACGCUACUUCAUUCUCCGCCUUGCCCACGUCGGAUCCAAUCUCGAGCUCGAGCUCAAGCACUGUAGUCUCUAGCUCUUCGGCUCCAGUAUCUGCUGAUAGUCACAGCUUAUCAUCUAGCGUCUCGUUCACAUCGGGACCUGUUACUGUUCCGAGCACAAGCACUACGAUAUCAAGCCCUUCGGCUGUAAUAACUACUACCAGUCAGAGCGCAUCGUCUAGCCCCACGCUGGCAUCGACGUCUGUUAGUGUAAGCUCAAACACUGUGGCAUCUAGCUCUUUGACCGUGCAAGUUAAUAUUGAUGGCCAGAGCACAUCGUUUAGUCCCUCGUCUGCAUUGGGCACCAUCAGUGUUUCAAGUUUGGGCACUACGCCAUCUACCUCUUCGGCCCCAAUACCUACUGAUAGUCAAAGCACGCGUUCCCCCACACCGGGAUCUGUCACUGUUCCAAACACAAGCAGUGCGACUUCAAGCCCUUUGCUCUCGAUACCUAUCAGUAGCUCGCUCAAUAGCAUUGACACCAACUCGGAUGGCUUACUUACGACGAGUCCUACAAGCUUCUCUUCAGCAGUGUAGGCUGAUCACUACCUCCUGGUCUUACACUUUCCCUGAAGCCUGCUCAAUGAUAUAGUAUUCUUCCAGUGGCAUCUUUUAGUGUCAUUGAUAUUAC